GACAUAGCACAAGAAUUGCUGGAUUCUUUUCUUGGGGCAACGAACAUCUUGCAACUGCUGAAUUGGAUGUUGGUGGUGGCUUGCCAACAAGGCCAUCUAGAAGUGGUUAAGCUCUUGGUGCUGGUAUACAAAGCGAACCCUGACAGCUACGCCAUGAGAAAGAAUGAGUUCCCCGUACUCCUUCGAUUGCCGCUUUACGCCGCCAUGCAAGAAGGCCAUGAUGAUAUUGCUGCCUUUUUGCUGGAGAAUGGUUCCUUCUUUUGUUCUUACACACUAAUGGAUUGUCCCAAGGCGAGCAAACGGCUUCUUUGCAAUCAUUUCAUUGAACCAGUUUCUUCAUCCAGGAAUGUCCAGGCAAAACCAGGUCUUUCUGUGAACUGGUCCAAGCUCAGAUUGCCUUGGGUGGAUUUUGACUGGCUGAUAGAUCUUUCCCAUCAAAUAACGGAGCUGGAUCUCUCUGCUAAUCAACUGACCUCCUUGCCGUCCAUCAUUCCUUGGGGUUUGAUGAACCUUCAGAAACUGAACCUCUCCGACAACCGAUUAAAACAGCUGCUUGACGUACCGUCCUCAGAUGGAAUCAUUUGCACGAAGUUACUGGCGAUUGACAUAUCUAACAACAGAUUCCUCAGCCUUCCUUCUGGUUUAUUGUACCUUUCUAGACUCCAAAGACUCGCUGCUUCCCAAAAUUAUUUGGAAAGACUCUUUGAUGAGGAGAACACAACCAACUGGAUUGGAUUAAGAAAACUGCAGGAAUUAGACGUCUCGGACAAUAGAUUAUCGGAGCUGCCUGUUUCCUUUCUGCACUGCUUGAAAUCAUUACAAAGCCUCAACGGAUCCAGCAAUAACUUAAAAGUGUUUCCUCUGCCGUGGGCCUGUCCUUUGGUAAGUCUGGCUAAUCAUUGUGCUAACAGCAAUGAACUCUCAUGCAAAACAUUGGAAGGUCUGGAUGGAUUGCGACAGCUGAUCUUCCACAUCAGCACAAACAUGAAGGAUGUCGGAAAUUCCAUCGGCUCACAGAGGCUUGUUGGGAGAUUGGUCCCGAGGAGCUAUUUGAGUCUUCAAGUAUCCGUCACAAUUGAGCAACAGAGGAGAAGCCAAAACGAUAGCGUGCAAUAUCUCACCGACAAGGAAAUACAAGGGAUCAUUGAGAAAACUCCAGCCAAUGACAUCAAGGAUUAUGAAGACAUGCAGUCUGCCAUCAAUUUCCUGAUCGAAACUGGGACGCUGAUGCAUUUCCCAGACACAAGCCAUGGGCUGAGGAACCUCUACUUCCUUGACCCCGUGUGGUUGUCUGAAUGCCUGCAAAGAAUAUUCAAUAUCAAAAGCUCCAAGUCAAUUGCCAAGAACGGUGUGAUCAAAUCCGAGGACCUCCGGAUGCUGAUGGUCGGGACAGGGUUCACCAAGGAAACCGAAGAGCAGUAUUUCCAAUUCCUUGCCAAGUUUGAAAUUGCAUUACCGAUAGCAAACAACAG
Messenger RNA from Thamnophis sirtalis, 1472 nucleotides. Lineage: Eukaryota; Metazoa; Chordata; Lepidosauria; Squamata; Natricidae. The record is from RefSeq and is a predicted model, not a curated record.